AUGCCUAUUGACCCAGAAAAGCUCGCAAAGUUGCAAAAGGCCUCCGCCAAGAAGGUCGGUGGACAGAGAAUCAAGGCAAAGAAGGUCAACAAGAGUGCCGAGGCCGAUGACACCCAGCUGCAAAACACCCUCAAGAAGCUGAACGCUGAGGUUUUGACCGGUAUCGAGGAAGCCAACUUCUUCAAGGAGGACGGCAAGGUCUUGCAUUUCAACAGAGUUGGUGUCCAGGCUGCUGCUGCCUACAACACCUACACUUUCAGCGGUUUCGCUCAGGAAAAGACUUUGCCAGAGUUAAUACCAAACAUCUUGCCACAAUUGGGUGCUGAGAACCUCAGCAUGUUGCAAAAGCUUGCUGAGCAAUUCCAAGGAAGCCAAGCUGGCGCUGCUCCAGCAGCCAAAGAGGAGGAGGACGUUCCAGAGCUGACUGAGGGCGAGACUUUCGAGAAUGAUGUUGAGUAG
This is a messenger RNA of Ogataea angusta, 459 nucleotides long. RefSeq lists its product as uncharacterized. The transcript has a single exon. Gene Ontology annotation, cellular component: cytosol; nascent polypeptide-associated complex. Lineage: Eukaryota; Fungi; Ascomycota; Pichiomycetes; Pichiales; Pichiaceae. The coding region runs from base 1 to 459 and encodes 152 amino acids. The record is from RefSeq and is a predicted model, not a curated record.